Molecule: messenger RNA, 1961 nt
Organism: Schistocerca serialis cubense
Lineage: Eukaryota; Metazoa; Arthropoda; Insecta; Orthoptera; Acrididae
Exons: 4
Coding region: 127-810 (227 amino acids)
Cellular component (GO): microtubule cytoskeleton; cytoplasm
Molecular function (GO): GTPase activity; GTP binding
Source: RefSeq, a predicted model, not a curated record
ACAGCAAAGAACCAAAGAUGUAGCUUAAGUUUGGCAUUUUAGGCAUGUUUUGUGUGUGCUACUGAGAGCAUGUUUAAUAGUUGUACGGUUGGGAUUUAAUAUGUUGUGAUAUAUUGUUGAAGGAGAAUGGCUAGUAAUUGGUCAUCCCCAAUUAGAGGACUAGUGGUCGUUGGUUCAAGUGUUGCUGUUUGCGGUUGUGCUUAUUUAAUCUACAGAUACUGGAAGCAGAGGGACGCGAGAAGUAUCGACGAAGGAUUUGAAGACGUUUCUCGUUUGGAAGACAAUCCUGAGAGAAGAGUUCUGGUGCUUGGUCUUAACAACUCUGGGAAGAGCACACUGUUAAAUCAAGUGACAACAGGGAGCACUGAUGUUAAAACUGUUAAACCCACUGAAGGAUUCAGGGUCACCAGUCUGCAAAACAAAGAUGUUUCGCUUAGCAUCUGGGAGAUUGGUGGUGGACCAAGCGUGCGUCCCUACUGGAGUAACUUCUUGCAGGACACAGACCUCCUGGUGUUCGUGGUAGAUGCAGCAGAUGACCAUAACUUGCCAUUAGCAUUUCGUGAGCUUAAGAGCCUUUUAGGAGAUGAAAGGCUAGCACAUGUGCCUCUACUUGUCCUAGCUAAUAAGCAGGAUCUCCCCAAUGCAAAAAACAGUGAGGAGAUUGCAGACAUUUUAGACCUGAACAGCAUUCCUGCUUCAAAACAUAAAGUUCGUGUUGUGGGUACUACAGCCAUACCUUCAACUGAAAUAGCGAGGCAUCCUUCAAUUUUGGAAGUGCAACAAGCUCUUUUCAGCAUGACAAAUGUCUAAGUAAAAUAAAUUUCUUUUGUAUAUUUAAAAUAAAUGGGUUGAUUGUGAGACAGUAUUUCACAGUAUCCUGCUGUUCUUUUUUAUGUGUAGACUAGAUGUUUUAUACAUAAUGAUUUCGUAUUAUUGGAAAUAGGACAUUUGUGCUAUUGCAUUUGCCACUCUUUCAAAUGAGAUUUAUUGUACUUUCUUGUGUGUGUAAAACUGAAAUUUCAAGGCUGAUUAUUUAGAUUACAUUCCACGGGGUGUCUGAAGUGUGCAAAUGUAUACUAUGGACAUGUGUGAUUUUGGUAAUGACAGGAUUUUGAUUGGUAAAUAUGUCACUGUAUGAGCAAUUCUUGGCCUAGGAUUCUGUCAGAGUAAGACUUCGUUUUACAGAAUCAUUUUGUCAUCAACUGAGGCUCAGAAUAAUAAAAGUGCUUUGGAAUUAUCUGCUGUGUCUCUAUUAUCUGCUGGUGCAAAAUGAAACAUGGUGAUUGUUUUCCUUUAUGUUGCCACAGCCAAAAUAUAAGUAUGCACAAGAUGAAUAAAAUUAGUUGUGCUAAUGUUUAAAACUGAUUAUUUCAACAAAUAACUUUUGAAUUUUAAGAAAAAAAUAAGGAAAGACCAAGUAAAAUAAAAUAAGGAAAAAGUGUUGUAGCUAUGAAUGAGAGAGACGGAGUAAAAUCUGAGCUUGAUGAAUUAAAUUUAUAGUUUUCUUUGUCAAUUCUUGUACUCCUUUUUUAGAAUAUUCAUUUCUAUGUGUUAAAUCCAUUUUAUCGAAUCUCUUAAUUUCAAGUGACUUUCACAGAAUUUACGAGUCUUAAGUUCAGUUCCAAUAAUUCAGUCUGUGCCAGCAGCUUGGGUCUCUCAAACCAAUUCUGCAGUUCUUUGUGUAAUAGGCCUACUGAAUCUCAGUUUUUGUAAAUAUAUAAUAGAGAAAGAAACUGAUGAUGAGACUGAGAAUUACCGGUCCUGUAAACAUGACUUGAUGUAACAUUCUUGACUGCCUGUCUCAGUACUUUGAAAUUUUUAUUAAACUACCUGAGGUAUUCUAUCAGUACCUUCUUGCCUUAUGUCUGGUAACAGGCAGUCUCUUAUAUUUAAUCUAAAAUAUCUAUUUAUUAAUUUUGUAAAUGUAUAUCAUUAUAAUAAAAACUAAUGCAUUUACUGUA